Hordeum vulgare subsp. vulgare (domesticated barley) is the source of this 1825-nucleotide messenger RNA. Its product is annotated as PI-PLC X domain-containing protein At5g67130-like. The record is from RefSeq and is a predicted model, not a curated record. Bases 133 to 1254 code for a protein of 373 amino acids. The transcript is spliced from 10 exons. Lineage: Eukaryota; Viridiplantae; Streptophyta; Magnoliopsida; Poales; Poaceae. Gene Ontology annotation, biological process: lipid metabolic process. Gene Ontology annotation, molecular function: phosphoric diester hydrolase activity.
CAAACGAGAGGGCUCCUUUCUUCCCCGCCGCCGGCCGCCACAGCGCUUCUUCUUCCAAUCUCUCGGCCGCCACACCGGCGUUGUCCUGGAGUGCCGGCGGAGCGGGACCUGCAACCCUGCUGCUGCUGCUGCAUGAAUGCAUCUCAGCUUGAGAAACACAGGAGCUUGCAUCUCAGCUACAGCUUUCAGAUGGGGGCAGCAGCACUGGUUCUAGUCAUGGCUGGCCUCUUGGGAGCUGCAACUGCCAGUGUUGGCGACAAGUGCUCGACGGGCGCGGGCUGCGGCGCUGGGCAGUGGUGCUUCGACUGCGAGCCAGAGCUCGCCGGCUCACACUGCGUCCGCUCAGCCGCCACCAACCCCUUCCAACUUGUUAAUAACUCGUUGCCAUUCAAUAAGUACGCCUACCUCACGACGCACAAUUCAUUCGCGAUUGUUGGGGAACCGUCGCACACCGGAAUUCCACGCAUCACCUUCGACAACCAGGAGGAUACAGUCACCGAUCAGUUAAAUAAUGGUGUUCGCGCGCUAAUGCUCGACACAUAUGACUUUAAAGGAGGUGUGUGGUUGUGCCAUUCCAGCGGAGGCAAAUGCAACGAUUUUACUGCAUUUGAACCGGCACUGGACACAUUCAAGGAAAUUAGUGCGUUUCUUUCUGCCAACCCAUCUGAAAUCGUUACGUUGAUCCUGGAAGACUAUGUUCGCGCGCCAAAUGGCCUGACAAACGCGUUCAAGGCCUCUGGUCUGCAGAAGUACUGGUUUCCGGUGUCGAAAAUGCCAAAGAAUGGUCAGGAGUGGCCUCUUGUCAGCGAUAUGGUCAGAAGGAACCAGCGCCUCCUUGUGUUCACCUCUGCCAGAUCGAAGCAAGUCACAGAAGGGAUUGCAUACCAGUGGAAUUUCAUGGUUGAGAACAAUUAUGGCGACAAUGGAAUGGAUGCUGGAAAAUGCUCGAACCGUGCGGAGUCGGCGCCGCUCAACGACAAGACCAAGUCACUGGUUCUCAUGAACUACUUCCCAUCUGUUCCAAUGAAGCCGACUGCAUGUUUGCAGCACUCGAGGGGCCUUGCUGACAUGGCUAACACAUGCUACGGCGCAGCCGGAAACCGAUGGGCAAAUUUCAUCGCAGUAGAUUACUACAAGAGAAGCGAGGGAGGGGGCGCAUUCCAAGCCACCGAUCUGCUCAACGGCAUGCUCCUGUGUGGAUGCCAGGACGUCAAGGCUUGCGAGGGAGGAUCUAGUGUAGUAUGCUCUGCCUGAAUCUGGGAGAGCUAGGACAUGUAGCAACUGCACAUACAUAGAACAAGGGGAGCUUCUUGGGGGUUUUCGGAUCGUUGUUUUUUUUGGCUGACUUGAACCCUUGUAAAACUGCUGCAGCGGAGAACUGGAGAUCAUGGUGUGAUGAUUUAGUCUCAACAUGAGACAAGACAUACUCUUUUUUUCUUUCUGGGUAGAAGAAAUAUAUACUUAGGAUUCAGAUUUCCCGAAAAAGAAAGUUGAAAAAUUACUGGUUUUGCAACAGAAAAAAGGAGAAGAUGGUGGAUAGUGCAUUACAACUAUGAACGUGGUUCGUCAACAUGAUGCACUCUCGGAGAAGUUGUAGUUGUGCCUGGUGGAAUAUUUGGCAUUAUGGUUAUUUCUUUCAUACAUUUACUGUGACCACUAAAUUUGCCAAAAUUAUUGGCUACUGCGUGUGCGUUGCAUGGAAGGGACGGCAAAUGGCAGAGAAACAGGGCAUGUAUUUAGCCCGUACAGAAUUCUAAAUUUGGUGAAUUACAGCAAAUGUCAUCUGCUCAGAACAGGAUUAUAAAUUUCCGGUCCUUUUUCUUCA